CCUAAAGUUAAAUGUCAAAACUUCAUAUAUGUUGCAAAACUAUUUAACUUUAUAAUUUUUAUAAAUUUAAUUAAUUUAAGACAAAAACUAAUUAAAACUAAAAAAAUGUUUCUGCGUAAAAUAAUUACCAACCAUUGUCCAUUUCUUCUGCGAUCAAAUUUCAGACUUGACAAACGCUCUAUCACCGUCACACAUCGAAAAUACUCCAACUCAAUUUCAUUUCAAGAUGAAAAAGUAAAAACAUUUUUGGAAAAUCUUCGCAAAGAAUUCUACGACUUGCGAGUGAACAAUGAAGAUUAUCAAAGAAUCAAUAAACUCUCGGAAGUAGUGCGUUCCAUCGAACAACGCAAUGUCCUACUUGGCAAUAUAACAUCUUUAGAUGAUAUGAAAAAUGAAAAAGAUGAAGACAUGAGACAGUUGAUUAAAGAAGAGAACCAGGUCUAUGCAGAUCUCCUGAGCAAAACAGAAGAUCAACUAUUCCAACAAAUGCUCACUUUAGCCGAUGACGAAAGUUAUUCGUCUCUUAUCUUUGAAGUGAAUGCCGGUGCUGGCGGACAAGAAGCAAUGCUCUUUGCUGGAGAGCUUUUCGAUACUUAUUGGAAUUUUAUGCAAUACAAGGGAUGGGAAGUCGAGCCUCUAGAUGAAGAUCGAACUGAUAUAGGAGGUCUACGUCAUGCAAAUCUGAUUGUCCACGGUGAAGACGCCUACGACUAUCUCAAAUACGAAGCUGGUGUGCAUCGUGUCCAACGCAUUCCAGCCACAGAGAAAGCCGGCAGAGUCCACACAAGUACUAUCUCGAUUGCAGUCAUUCCCCGUCCUGACGACAUCGAUUGUACCAUUAAUGAAAAAGAUCUAAAAAUAGAAACAAAGCGUGCCAGUGGAGCCGGUGGACAACAUGUAAAUACAACCGAUUCAGCUGUCCGGAUAGUUCAUCUUCCAACAGGAAUUGCUGUGGAAGCCCAAAGCCAGCGAUCACAGCUUAAGAAUCGAGAGAUUGCCAUUGCAAGACUGCAAGCCAAAUUGCUGCAAAAGAAACUCGAAGAAAGCGAUGCCAAUAAGAGUGCAACUCGAAAAUCCCAAGUGGGAUCUCUGAAUCGCAAUGAAAAGAUUCGAACUUAUAAUUUUGCCCAAGAUCGAAUCACCGACCAUCGAAUUCUAGGAGGAACUGUACAUAAUUUAGAUGAAUAUUUUAAAGGGAAUCAACAUUUGGAGUCGCUUAUUGAACGACUAGCCAGAGAAAACAGAAAGAUUAAACUCCUAGAAAUGAUUUCCAAUGUGGUAGCCAAAGAUUUAUUAGAAGAAGCAGAAAAUAAAAAGAAAUAAACAAAAUUCAUUUGGCAACAUUA
Messenger RNA from Episyrphus balteatus (marmalade hoverfly), 1346 nucleotides. It is a transcript of the gene mRF1, whose product is annotated as peptide chain release factor 1-like, mitochondrial. The transcript is spliced from 3 exons. Bases 106 to 1323 code for a protein of 405 amino acids. Gene Ontology annotation, molecular function: translation release factor activity. Gene Ontology annotation, biological process: translational termination. Lineage: Eukaryota; Metazoa; Arthropoda; Insecta; Diptera; Syrphidae. The record is from RefSeq and is a predicted model, not a curated record.